AUGUGCGAUUUGAUCGGACCAGUUUUGAGAUCGUUGCGCUGCUCUGAAAGCCCAACAAUGCAGAUACAGGAAGCCCUCUUGGUCACAUAUUGUUCGCAUCCUUUCAUCUAAACUUAUGGACAUUUAUUCACGCUUUCGUUUCGUGUCCACCGGAGGGAAGCGGCCUGGGACACAUGUGUCCGCGGAUGAGAGAGGAGGACUGUCAACAUAACCUGGGAGGGGGGGUGGAGGAAGAAAUGGUCGUGUUUUCAUUGAGCCUCAUUCUCACGUUCAGGUCCUGGCGUCGCUGUUGAACUUUUCAAAAUGAGGAUCCUCGCGUCUCUGCUGAAAAACACGAACCCCAAAAUCGAGUAUUACUCCAGAUUUUCGCCGUCCCCGCUCUCCAUUAAACAGUUUCUGGAUUUUGGCCGGGACAAUGCCUGCGAGAAAACAUCCUACAUGUUCCUGCGUAAGGAGCUGCCGGUGCGGCUGGCCAACACCAUGCGAGAGGUGAACCUGCUACCGGACAACUUGCUCAGCCAGCCCUCAAUCAGACUGGUACAGAAGUGGUACAUGCAGAGCUUUGUGGAGCUGCUGGAUUACGAGAACAGAAAGCCAGAGGACCCUCACGCUCUGAAUGAUUUCCUGGAGCUCUUGAUUGAGAUCCGUAACCGUCACAACGAUGUGGUGCCCACCAUGGCUCAGGGAGUCAUCGAGUACAAGGAGAAAUUUGGCUUCGACCCUUUCAUCAGCAGCAACAUCCAGUAUUUCCUCGACCGCUUCUACACCAACCGCAUCUCUUUCCGUAUGCUCAUCAACCAGCACACUCUACUGUUUGGUAACGACACCAACCCUGCGCUUCCAAAACAUAUUGGCAGCAUUGAUCCAACCUGCAGUGUGGCUGAAGUUGUCAAUGAUGCCUAUGACACAGCCAAGAUGUUGUGUGAGAAGUACUACUUGGCAGCUCCAGAGCUGAAGAUUGAAGAGUUUAACAUGAAGGCCCCAAAUAAGCCCAUCCAGGUGGUGUAUGUGCCCUCUCAUCUGUUCCACAUGCUGUUUGAGCUCUUCAAGAACUCAAUGAGAGCCACGGUGGAGCUUCAUGAAAACAGUGAAGAGGGAUUACCACCAGUGAAGGCCAAAGUCACUCUGGGUAAAGAGGAUCUCUCUGUUAAGAUCAGCGACAAAGGAGGAGGAGUUCCUCUGAGGAAGAUAGACCGUCUGUUUAACUACAUGUACUCCACUGCCCCGACGCCAAGCCUGGAGCCAGGAGCUGUCCCACUGGCUGGUUUUGGCUACGGUUUGCCCAUUUCUAGGCUCUAUGCCCGUUACUUCCAGGGGGAUCUGAAACUCUACUCCAUGGAGGGCGUGGGCACUGAUGCUGUCAUCUAUCUGAAGGCCCUGUCCAGUGAGUCCUUCGAGCGCCUGCCUGUCUUCAACAAGUCAGCGUGGCGGCAUUACAAGACCAGCCCGGAGGCCGAUGACUGGAGCAACCCCAGCAAAGAGCCCCGUGAUGCCAGCAAGUCCACAUACAAAGCCAACAGAUAACUCUGCACGACCCGCUAGCCCGGCACCUCGGCUGGGAGCCCGAAAAAAGCUCGCUCUCUGGCCCCCAGAGCAUGUCGGAUGAAAUGUUGCCCUUGGGUAAAUGCUUUGUUUAGGAUCAGACUUGAUUUUACAUUCCAGUGGUUAAAGGUUUGGGAAAAAGAUGCAUGACCUUGACUUACAUCUGUACCCAAUGGCAAUAACAUUCAUCAGCGUAGCUUUUAUUGUGGCGGCGUGACCACUGGCUUUCCCCAGGACGGACUUCAAAAUGAACGUCCUGGAAAUGAUGGGUCCUCGCUGUCAUUUAAUCACAUGAUCUGUGAGUCUGUGCUGAGGCCGACUUUAAUUUUCUCUGCUAUACAACCAAGCUCUCUUUCCUCCGUCACCAUUUCCCCUCCCUCUGUCUCACGCACUGUUUGGCCUGGCUUGUCUUUGCUGACGAGGCCCGCUGCUCCCUGUGGCUGAAUAAGCCAUGCACUGCUGAUUGAAAGUCUUUUCAGCAGCAGUGGGGGCUUGUAUUCUGUUUCCCUCUCUCAGACACAAGAUGAGUCAGAGUGGGGUGAGUUUCAGAGCAAAUUGGGCUGAGAGGGAGGGUUUCAUUUCCUUCCUUUGGGAGACACUUUUGACUGAACACACAAUUAGGCCAGUGUGCCAUUGGCAUAGUAAAGACUUGUUUUGGUUAAACUCUGUUCAAGCUUGGGAAAAUGUAACGCAACAUUGCCACUUUAUGACAGAACAUUUGAGCUCUUUUGGAAUAAUUAUAGGAAUUACAGUACACGCUUUUCUUUUUUUAAAUCUAGAAGACAUGACUUUUAUUUGAUGUCAAAGAGAGAAAGCCUUACUUCUGGGAAUUAACAUCCUAUUUAAUGUUUUUUAAAAAGAGGCUCUACAGGAACUUAUAGUUCAUUUAUUAUUGAAAAAAUGUUAGAAAUACAGAGUAUUCUGUUAUGUUGUACUGCUUCACAUAUUGAAGUUAACUAAACGCCCUGAUCUACCGUACAGAGAGCAGACCAGCUCUCCUCAUCAGACCUGCUCUGUACCGAUUGAACGCCUGCUAAAGGACCAAAGGAGCGUCUGUAGGAUGCUUACAAAACACCACCAUGCCAGUCAAGUAGCUUCCACCACACCAGCAUGAUGAAAUGUACGAGAGAGGAAUGGACAUGACGCAUCUAAAGAGGACUAAAUAAUACGGACCUGCCAUACUAGAAACAAGACACGCUAACAGCUACCAGCGCUAACAAUGCUUCAUCCUGUCAGCCUUGUUAUAUUCUUACUAAUCCCUACAGUCCUCUUGAGUGACAAAGCGUGUCUGCUUUAAAUGUGCUUUUGUGUUUGUAACCAUAAGAGAGCAAAAAUAUUGGAUAUCUAAUUUAUUUAUCUAGGAGCAAAAACUGUUAAAGAACUAGUUUUUCAGGUGUCUGCACUGUUAUCGCUCUCUCCUUUUUUUUAAUGUUGGACUCAGACUGUUUUUUAUUUAUUUCGUGAUUUUUUUUCUCCGCUUGUAUUCAAAAAAAAAAUGUGUAGACAGUCCACUUCUUUAUUUAAUUUAAAGGAACUCAAGCAACAUUUGGAAAAGCCGGCAGGGUAAAAUGUGAUGAAAGGAGCCAAGUAAUGUUUUGUUACUGAGAUAGCCCUGUCCAACCAUCUGUUUUUGUUUUUAUCACAUACAGGAACAUGUUUAAUGCACUUUAGUUAGCCUACCUGUGCAAUUCUCCUUUCAACAAUUAUAACAAUAAUCAUCUUUCCUAAAUUUCUUUCAAUCCUCUGUCAAGAUGUUUUUUUUGUUUUUUUUUGGAAAAUUAAAAUCAGGAGAGUUCCCAGGUCACCACUACUUCAAAAAUAAACUAACAUGGCUAAAACAUGGUACCAUUUCUUAAGACUAGAUGAUGGGGGAAUUUCUGCAUUCUGAAGUGACUUCCUUUUCUCAUCUCCUUCAGCUCAAGUCUGAUGUGAAAAGAGCGGAGUGUAGCAGAAGAAACCAGACAAAGCAAGCAUCCUCGUCUUUUUCAGCCUCACUGUAAAGUUUCAUCACUGCCGAUGCCUUUGUAAACUGCCAGUCUCUGGUACUCAGUGACAAAGCUGCUGUAAAAGAAGUGCUGUGUUGUACGAUAGACACAACAGGCCGCCACAUUUAGAACCCCCCCCCUUUGUUAAAGUUUUAACUCAAACCAAACUGUGUGAAUCAGAGGCCUGAUCUCCAGUGGUUGUCAACCUUUACUGUAAAAGACUAUUUCUGUACCUAGAGUACGGUAUUUUAGAAAAUAUUAUGUACAUAACGAUAACAAGAUAUUUGUUGUAUAUGCAGCCAGUGUCCCAUCCUGCUGUACCUCCAGCUUAAACAAAUGUAUCUGUGUGCAUGAAAGAAGGAGUGAAUGAAGACAUGCAACAUACCAAAUGAAGGACAGUCGAAUGUUGUGUCAGCAUGAGAUCAAAUACAGUUGUCAAACCCUGACAAUAAAGACAUAGCUGUUGAGUGCGA
Messenger RNA from Labrus bergylta (ballan wrasse), 4000 nucleotides. It is a transcript of the gene pdk3a, whose product is annotated as pyruvate dehydrogenase kinase, isozyme 3a. Gene Ontology annotation, biological process: protein phosphorylation; regulation of glucose metabolic process. Gene Ontology annotation, molecular function: pyruvate dehydrogenase (acetyl-transferring) kinase activity. The record is from RefSeq and is a predicted model, not a curated record. Lineage: Eukaryota; Metazoa; Chordata; Actinopteri; Labriformes; Labridae. Gene Ontology annotation, cellular component: mitochondrion.